AAAUAAUUCUUCCUCACACUUACUAGUAUAUUAUCCAACAAUGAAGAAAUUAAUUUCAACAAUAAUAUUGUUUUGUGCAUUUAAAUUUGUGAUGCUGGAAGAAAUUCCAGAUUUAUUGAGAGUACGAAAAGCAGAAGAUGCUGAAGGAGUUGAAUUUUUUGCUCUCGACACGAUUGGAUUAAUUGAAAAAUGGGGCUACCCAGCAGAACAACACAAUGUAACAACAAAAGAUGGUUAUAAUUUAAAUAUGUUUCGUAUACCAUCAAGUCCAAAUGCAACAAAAAAAAAUAAUAAAGUUGUAUUUAUUCAAAUUGGAAUGCUUGGUACAUCUGAUGUUUGUGUAUAUUUUGGUCCAAAUAGAAGUCUUGCUUUACAGCUAGCUGAUGAAGGCUACGAUGUUUGGCUUGGUAAUUAUCGUGGUAGCACUUAUGGAAGAAGCCAUGUAAAACUAUCACCAGAUGAUGGUGAAUUUUGGAACUUUAGCUUUCAUGAAAUUGGAAUGGAAGAUUUACCAUGUAUGAUUGAUUAUGUAUUAAAUGUAACAAAUAAAAAAUCAUUAAUUCUUGUAUGCCAAUCAAUGGCAACAUCAGCAACGCUGGUACUGUUAUCUGAACAACCUGAAUAUAAUAAAAAAAUUGAUUUAGUUGUUAUGCUAAGUCCUGUAUCAGCCAUGUAUUAUAAACUUCCAAUUAGAAAUUUUUUUAUGAUACUUGUUAAAAUUUGGCAGCAGCUUCUGGAACCAUAUGAUACACUUUUUGAAUUAUUUCGACAAAGUUCAGUUGUGCCUGCUUUUUUUAAACGAGUUUGUAUACCAAAUGACAUUAUUGAUCUUUGUUUUCUUUUACCUGAUAUUGUUGUUGGCAAAGAUCGUGAACAACUUGAAAUGGAACAUCUUGUUGAUUUUAUGUGCUACUCUCCAUCAGGUGCAUCAUCAAAAUUAUUUUGGCAUUAUCGUCAGCUAGAAGAAUACAGUAAAUUUAGUCCUUAUGAUUAUGAAGAUGUUGAUAAAAAUAUAAAACAUUAUGGACAAUCAGUACCACCAGAGUAUAAUUUAAAAAAUGUCAAAGUACCAAUGUUAUUUUAUUAUGCACCACGUGUUGAUCUUCUUUCAAUGGAAAAAGAUGUACUUGAAUUAGCAAAAAGAGUUACAAGUGAUGUUAUAUCAGAACCAAUUAAAUGGGAUAAUUUUAAUCAUCUUGAUUUUGCAACAGCUAAAGAUGUCAAGACACUUGUUAAUGAUCUUGUCAUUGAACAAUUUAUUAUGUAUAUUAAUCACCAGUAA
This is a messenger RNA of Aphidius gifuensis, 1282 nucleotides long. Its product is annotated as lipase 3-like. The transcript has 7 exons. Gene Ontology annotation, biological process: lipid metabolic process. Gene Ontology annotation, molecular function: hydrolase activity, acting on ester bonds. Bases 41 to 1282 code for a protein of 413 amino acids. NCBI's taxonomy places the organism in Eukaryota, Metazoa, Arthropoda, Insecta, Hymenoptera, Braconidae. The record is from RefSeq and is a predicted model, not a curated record.